ACUGGAUGACGUCACGGUAAAUGGGCACGUGACUGGCAGGAGUCGAAAACAGGAAGUGUGCGUUUUCUCUGUCGCUUAAGAAAAUUGUGUAAGGUUUAAAUUUGCAGAAUGUGACAAUCAAGUAUUUCCAGCAAUAAUUGUACUCCACUAGUGUUUUAUUUCACCUUGUUUGACGUGUUUGACUCGGGAACCUGAUCCUUUGUUUGACUGAAGAAAGAAUGGGGUCUGCGGUGGAGAGAACAGAUGAACAUGUGAGAGAGUAUUUGAUAUAUCGGGGAUUCACCAACACACUGAAACAUCUGGACAGUGAGAUGAAAGUCGACAAGGAGAAAGGCUUCAGGGUGGACAAGAUCAUCGAUCAGCUGCUGCAGUUCAUCCAAAGCUUUGACCUGACGGGUCUGAAGGACUACUGGCUCUAUUUGGACAGACGUCUUUUCUGCAGACUGGAGGAUGUUUAUCGAUCCACCGUGAACAAACUAAGAGCUAGCCUGUAUAGAUACUAUGUCAUCAACACCAUCCAGAAAGGGAACUUGGAGAAGACUCAGGAGUUUUUCCAGAAGCAGGCUUUGGAGCUGCAGGGUCAGCUUGAGUGGCGUGAUUGGUUUAUUCUGCCGUAUAUCCCUGCACCUGAACACAACUCGGCCUUCGCUCCGUAUUUCUCCCGCCAGUGGUCUGACACAUUCUUGGUUUCAUUGCACAACUUCCUGUCUGUGCUCUUCCAGUCUAUGCCCCAACCGGUGCUGCUGAGUUUUGAUGCUGAAGUCCAGAAGACAACAAGUGUCCUGGAGGAGAAUGAGCAGCUGCGUCAACUGCUGUUCGCCCUGCAGACAGACGGUCGAGACCAAAAGAAUGGAGACGAGGUGGUCCAUCACAAGCUGCCGGCAUAUGUACAGAAUAUGGACCGUCUGGGAGACACUGAGCUGGACUUGGUGUCAAGCCAGCGAGCUGUCAGUGCUGCCAGCACAUCGUCCAGAAACUUCUUCUCCACAUUGCUCCCACAAGGCCGGCGCACUCCUGCAGUAAAAACAAAGCAGCUCACAUCGGCGUCUUCCCCGAGCCAAGCGGUCGUCGGCAGAAAGGACCAAACAAGCAGUCAGCCUUCGAAGACCAAAGACGCUGAAAGGAAUGCCAAAGAGAAACCAUUCUCCAGUCAGACAUCCAGCAAUGAAGCGUCCAUCCAGCAGACCAACCAACCUUUUCAUUCACGCCAUAAGAGAAUCCAGGCACAUGAAAAAGAGAGGAAGGAGCUCUUCUUUAAACCAACACCACAGCUACAAGAGAAGAAGGGGGAGGGAGGAGAGCUGGAGCCUUCGAAUGAGAACUGUGGUGAAGCUUCCGACUCCUUCAGCAGCAGUAGGAGUGGAGGAAGGCUGUCCGCAGAACAGCCUUUUAUCAAACUCAGCCAGGAAGAAUAUGGAGAACAUCAUUCCUCCAUCAUGCAUUGCAGAGUGGAUUGUUCUGGUCGCCGGGUGGCCAGUUUGGAUGUAGAUGGUGUUAUUAAGGUGUGGUCCUUCAAUCCUGUCAUGCAGACCAACGCCACCAUCAUGUCCAAGUCACCUCUAUUGUCACUAGAGUGGGCCACCAAACCAGAUAGACUGUUGUUACUGGGCAGCGGUGUGGGGACGGUGCGGCUGUACGAUACAGACGCCAAGAAGAACCUUUAUGAGAUGAGCAUUGAUGAAACUCAUCCACGUAUCUUGUCCUUAGCCUACAGUCCCAGCGGUUCGUCCUUUGUCUGUUCAGCUGCAGCUCUCAAUGGAAAUGGACUUGUUGAACCUGCUGUCCGUCAUCACAAACCGGUGUCUGGACAGCUCCUGCUGUGGGACACUAAGACAGUCAAACAACAGGUCCAGUUGACAUUAGAACCAGAACCAGUAGCUAUAAACUGCACCGCCUUCAACCACAAUGGAAACCUGUUAGUGACCGGAGCUGCUGAUGGAGUUAUUCGACUCUUUGACAUGCAGCAGUAUGAGAGCGCUAUGAGCUGGAAAGCUCAUGAUGGGGAAGUUCACAGUGUGGAGUUCAGCUGCGAUGAAAACACCGUCUUUAGCAUCGGCGAAGAUGGCAAGUUUGUGCAGUGGAACAUCCAUCGCUGUGGAGUCAAGCAGUUGGAGCAGACCUUGCCUCAGGAUGCCACUGGACCUUUUGUGCUGUCAGGCUACAGUGGAUACAAGCAGGUUCAAGUUCCCCGAGGUCAUCUCUUCGCCUUCGACUCAGAAGGACAACACGUCCUCACCUGUUCCAGCUCUGGAGGACUCAUUUACAAUCUGACCAAUGGAGAAGAAGCACUGAAGAGCGUGUUGUCGCUGGGUGGACACAAAGCACCGGUGGUGACAGUCGAUUGGUGCUCGGCCUUGGACUGCGGCACUUGCCUCACCGCCUCCAUGGAUGGAAAGAUUAAACUCAGUACCAUCCUGGCACAGAAGUCUUGAUUUCAUCUUCACUUAACAAGAUGAAUAGUAGUUUAUUGACUGAAUAGUCCACAUUCUAUCAUGUCAUGUCAGUACUGCAGCAUUAUGUAUCAUUUUUUUUUUGUACAUUUCAAAAAGUAUUUCUUCUUACAGAUGAUACGAGCAUUAAAUUGUUUUUGUGUAUGGAU
Molecule: messenger RNA, 2599 nt
Organism: Nerophis ophidion (straightnose pipefish)
Lineage: Eukaryota; Metazoa; Chordata; Actinopteri; Syngnathiformes; Syngnathidae
Gene: wdr91
Product: WD repeat domain 91
Exons: 18
Coding region: 219-2432 (737 amino acids)
Biological process (GO): early endosome to late endosome transport
Cellular component (GO): early endosome membrane; late endosome membrane; extrinsic component of endosome membrane
Molecular function (GO): protein binding; phosphatidylinositol 3-kinase regulator activity
Source: RefSeq, a predicted model, not a curated record